Acanthopagrus latus (yellowfin seabream) is the source of this 3304-nucleotide messenger RNA. It is a transcript of the gene dlc, whose product is annotated as deltaC. Gene Ontology annotation, biological process: cell communication; Notch signaling pathway; heterophilic cell-cell adhesion. Gene Ontology annotation, cellular component: plasma membrane; protein-containing complex. Lineage: Eukaryota; Metazoa; Chordata; Actinopteri; Spariformes; Sparidae. The coding region runs from base 258 to 2306 and encodes 682 amino acids. The transcript has 10 exons. Gene Ontology annotation, molecular function: calcium ion binding. The record is from RefSeq and is a predicted model, not a curated record.
GCCACAGUCCAGAGUUCAGCAGCCGAGCGGAUCUUUGCUCUCGUGUCUUUUCUUUUUCUCACCAAACCGCUGACACACUCACACACACACUGACUGCUCCUCUGACCUGAAACCGGUGUUUUUAUUUCAUCCCGGAGAGUUUUUACAUUUUUAUUUCUUCAACUCUCCGUUUUCCUUUUGGACCCGUUUGGAUUUUACCCACUUCUUCACCUUCCUUGGACCUCCGGCGCUUUCUGCCCUGGACGCUCCGUGCCGACAUGGCGCGUUUGUUACUGUCGUGUCUCCUGCUGUUCGUCUCAGCGCAGACGUCCCUCUCCUCCGGGGUCUUUGAGCUGAAGAUCGACUCCUUCACCAGCUCCCGCGGCGUCUGUCGCUCCCCCUCCCGGGACUGCCAGAUUUUUUUCCGCGUGUGUCUCAAGCACUCCCAGGACGUCAUCAACCCGGAGCCGCCGUGCACCUACGGCACCGCGCUCACCGAGAUCUUCAGCGCCGACUCCAACUCCAUCUCGGAGAGCGCGCCCAUCAGGGUGCCUUUUCACUUCAAGUGGCCGGGAACCUUCUCUCUGAUCAUUGAAGCGUGGAACGCGGAGUCUUCUGGACUUGAAUCUACAGACAACCAGAACAACCUCAUCAGCCGGCUGGCGACGCGCCGCAGGCUGACAGUCGGGGAGGAAUGGUCCCAGGACGUGCACUUCGGCAACCAGAGCGAGCUGCGUUACUCCUACCACGUACUGUGCAACGAGCACUACCACGGCGAGGCCUGCUCCGCCUACUGCCGGCCCCGCAACGACACCUUCGGACACUACACCUGCGACAACGAGGGGAACCGCCACUGUCAGGAGGGCUGGAGGGGCGAGUACUGCUCCGACCCCAUCUGUGCCGCGGGGUGCAGCGAGGAGCACGGGUUCUGCGACUCUCCCGGGGAGUGUGUGUGCCGGCAGGGCUGGCAGGGCGAGCGCUGCGACGAGUGCGCCCGACACCCCGGCUGCCUGCACGGGACCUGCCAGCAGCCCUGGCAGUGCAACUGUAAGGAGGGCUGGGGCGGCCUGUACUGCGACCAAGAUCUGAACUACUGCACCAACCACAAGCCGUGUCGCAAUGACGCUUCCUGCACCAACACCGGCCAGGGCAGCUACACCUGCACCUGCAGACCCGGGUUCACCGGCAAAAACUGCGAGAUCGAGACCAACGAGUGCGACAGCAACCCCUGCAAGAACGGUGGCAGCUGCAAAGAUUUGGAGAGCGAUUAUUCCUGUGCGUGCCCUCAGGGCUUCUACGGGAAGAACUGCGAGAUCAGCGCCAUGACGUGCGCCGACGGGCCGUGUUUUAAUGGAGGAACCUGCGUGGAGAAUGUGGCCGGCGGUUACAGCUGCCGCUGCCCGGCCGGGUUCACCGGCUCCAACUGCGAGAAGAGAAUCGACAGAUGCAGCAGCAACCCCUGCGCUAAUGGCGCUCAGUGUUUGGACCUGGGUAAACGCGUCAUGUGUCGCUGUCAGCCCGGCUUCACCGGCUCCCGCUGUGAGACCAACAUCGACGACUGCGCCGGGAACCCCUGCCGCAACGCCGGCACCUGCGUCGACGGCAUCAACGACUUCACCUGCACGUGCACCCUCGGCUUCACCAGCAAGGACUGCUCCGUGCGCACCAGCCCCUGCGACCACUUCCCCUGCGACAACGGCGGCAAGUGUUACACCCACUUCACGGGCCCGGUGUGCCAGUGUCCACCGGACUUCAUGGGAGCGCGCUGCGAGUACUCCGUCAGCAAGCCGACGGCCAAACCGCCCAAUCCCGAGGUGUCUCCGGCGCUGAUAGCCGCCGUUGCCCUCGGCCUGGUGACACUCUCCCUGCUACUGUGCGCCGCCAUCCACAUCCUGCGUCAGCUCCGCCGAGGCAGAGCGCUGACAGCCAUGGCCACGUCAGUGAAGAACGACCUGGAGACGGUGAACAACCGCAACGCAGUGAUCGGCGGGGGUGGACCAAACAACGGGAGCCUACAAGGAGCGCCGCUGGGCAGCCUGAGAGAGAAGGAGGCCUUCCUCCUCCCGGGAGGACAUCUGAAGAUGUCCAAUAAGGAUGCAGCGCUGGUGGAGAGGGGUGGCGACAACAUGUCCAUGUUUAAAAACAAAAUGGCCGACUAUAACCUGGCGAAAGAGGAGCAGCACCUGGGCAAGAACAAGUUUGACCUUAAGAAGUGCGACUCGUCCAUCAUCGUCCCUCCUCUCAGUUUUGCGAAGGACAGUCUGUAUCAACCUGUGUUCAUCAUCCCAGAGCAGAUGGAGCAGUGUGUGUUCGCUACUGAGGUAUAACCUGCAGUAUUCAGAGGAACACACGUUCUGUCCGGGACACGCAGAGGAUCGAUUCUACACACAGUUUUAUUUAAUAUUUAUUACUGCUGCUCAGUGGGAAGGAACAAGAGAGAAAGGACCUGUUUUUAAUUCUUUUCUGCCUUGAUGUGGACGAUGUUCGGACCACAGCGACUCUGAGAAGAGUGAACAAGCAGGACGAGGAGAGAAAAAAGGAAAGACUGAAUGUCUGGCAUCAUUUGCACUAUUUAUCUUUUUUUUAUAUUCUUUAAAUCUUAAUAUAAUAUUUCUGUCUGUGUAUCUGAACUUUUGUUGGAUCAAACGUGAAUGAGAGGACGUAAAUAAUUGGAACCGUCCACAGAUCGUAAAGACCGCUGCCUUAGCUGUGCUCCCUAAUCAUCGUGGCCACCGUUUCCUGUAGAACUUCAAAAUAAGAUGUCAAUCAAAUCAUCAGAGGACCUGCUGACAGGAACGGGAGACGGGACAUUUUCAUUUUAGGUCAAACAACCUGAACUUUCCUACACAUACGGAGCGUUGGUGAGCGGCUUUCUAUCAUCACGCUGGUCAUUUUAUCUGAAUCUUUGUGGCCUGAGAAGAAACAACAACAAUCACAAACUGAGCCUAUGAACUCUGAAGUGCCUCUUCUUAUAAAACCAACUGCAACAGAGGUUGUUUCCUCUGAAAGCCUGCGAGGGGUUUUAUUUGUAUCUCAUGUUCUAAUCCUGUAUUUAAGAGCCCAGAAAACCCAUUGAGCUCCACUGGAACCAGCCUGGUGUCAAUCUAAGACCCAAUCCCAGUAUCACACCCCACAUCUCCUUUUAAUGCCAGUCUGAAGGAGGUCUCAGGUGAAUCACAGAGAGUCUGUAACUCUCUCAACAAUCAGCUGUUUUCACCUCAUGAUAAUCAACUCUGACAAUUAUAAGACGUGAAAUAAAAAGUCCAACAUGUCACAGUCGGGAUGAAGGUCCAGCCGAGCUGGAUUCAUCUCACACAUCACUUUG